UGCCGCUGCUGUGCCCCAUUCGUGAGCAGGGAACACCCUCACCUUCUUCAAACCUCGCCAUCUUUCAGUCAACAUCAAUUCAAUACGGCCAAGCCCUUGGAGAAAUGACCACCGCUACGUACUCUAACAUAGUUCCUUCAACCACAGCCAGGCGAAUCAGUAACGGCAUCCUGACAAUAUGCGGAGUUCUUCUCUGCGCUCCCUGUCUGUGCUACCAGAUCGUUACAGGUCGUGUAGAUGACCGACGCAGGGAGAAGAAAAAGCGGUGUGCUCGUGAAGCUGCACAGCGUUUAGAUACACCUAGACCUCGACCAGCUAGAGAGCGUACAUUGUCACUUUACGGCAUCGAAUCCUCCCAGUCAAUGACAGAGCACCGGCUGCAAUCAGGCUUCUUCAGCAGAUUACCCCUAGAGUUCCGUUUACUCAUCUACGCGGAUUUACUAGGUACCAACAUCUUUCACAUUUGGAUAGAAGGUCAGGCUGGUCCUCCUUCAACCCAUCGUCUCCGCAGCAAUUACUGCGCGGAAAGCAACAGACCAGAUUCUAGCUUACAAUGUUACCAAUCUUGAAAGACGUCUGAAGGGAGCUUUCUUCUGUUACUUCUCAGGUGCAGAAGAAUGUAAGCACUUUGCUCUAAUGCCUUGUAAGGUACCAUGAAUGCGCAAGCUUACGACCAAC
Molecule: messenger RNA, 678 nt
Organism: Mytilinidion resinicola
Lineage: Eukaryota; Fungi; Ascomycota; Dothideomycetes; Mytilinidiales; Mytilinidiaceae
Exons: 1
Coding region: 105-569 (154 amino acids)
Source: RefSeq, a predicted model, not a curated record